Oppia nitens is the source of this 1924-nucleotide messenger RNA. RefSeq names its product RNA-binding protein 24-B-like. Gene Ontology annotation, cellular component: cytosol. The coding region runs from base 822 to 1874 and encodes 350 amino acids. Gene Ontology annotation, molecular function: RNA binding. NCBI's taxonomy places the organism in Eukaryota, Metazoa, Arthropoda, Arachnida, Sarcoptiformes, Oppiidae. The transcript has 4 exons. The record is from RefSeq and is a predicted model, not a curated record.
GUGUGUCUAACCGUCUGACGAGUCGUUUGUUUUAAAACAAACUAUUGACUCAAUUGUUGUUUUGUUUUGUAUAAUAGUUAGUGAAGUGUCACAAACAAGAAGUCACAACAAAGUCUGUCUGUGGUGUUGUCACCCAAAACACUUGACAUCAAAUUUUGUGGAUCAACUCUCUUGUUGUUGUUGUUGUUGGUAUUCAGUGGUCAACACAACCACUACUUGACUAUUACCCGUCAAAUGACAUGAUCACUCGUGAACGACACUAUAAUAAGUCAGCCGAAGAUAUUUAUAUCUAUAUAUAUAACGGACAAACCAAUCGAUGCAUCGCUUUGUCAGAUAAACAACAACACCGACGAAGAAGAAGAACAACAACCGCUAUUUGUGUCCAUCACAUAUGUGAAGACUACUGCCACUAAUUGGAUCCAUUGAUAAACCCAUUGACAACCCAUACAAGUCAAAGAAGUUUUCUGAAUCAAAAAUUGGUGACAAAUUUUUUUUGGUUGUUUUUGCGCCCAAAACUUGAAUGUUGUUUAUCACAUAAAAAAGUCUUUGACAUAACAUUUAGGUUUGUUAUCGCAAGAAGUGUUUAACACAAAAAAACGAAACAAAUUUGUUUGAUUGAUAUAAUUGUUUCAAACAUUUUGGUUACACAACUAACUAACUAAUCAAUUGCUUGUGAUUUACUUAAGACAACUGACUGUCUGUCUUGUCUUUAAACGACUCUUUUGUGUCCAAUAAAAGUCCAAAUUUAUUGAUCGGUUUAUUGCUAUUUAAUGAAAACAAGUUGUUGUCGACAAGUUGUUUAACUAAAUAGAUCCACAAUUAUGUUUUCGACGGCAAGUUCUCAACAAAACGGCAAUUCAUUGCACCAUUUAUCGGCCGACUGUGGCCUCAAUGGUUCGGCAUCGGCCGCCACUUGGCCACUACUGUCGACAGCUGGUGCCGACCCGUAUGGCCUCAAAUUGCAUCACUAUAACGACUUUCUGGUGAUGGCAACUCUACCAACUCAUUCAGCCAACGAUCCAUUGAAUCAUUUGUCACAAUCGGCUAAUGGUUCGGGUGCUCAACAAAAGGACACAACAUUUACAAAGAUAUUUGUCGGCGGACUUCCCUAUCAUACGACCGAUAAGUCUUUGAGACAAUUUUUCGAGUCUUUUGGUGACAUCGAAGAAGCCGUUGUUAUAACCGAUAGACAGACCGGCAAAUCGCGAGGAUAUGGAUUUGUUACAAUGGCUGACAGGGAAUCGGCCGAACGGGCAGUAAAAGAGGCCAAUCCUAUAAUCGAUGGACGAAAAGCUAAUGUAAACCUCGCAUACUUGGGGGCCAAACCACGGACUAACAUACAAAACGGUUUUUCAUUUCCCAUUCGGAGCGGAUAUCCAGCAGUAAUACCUCCCGUCGGCGGACAGUUUGGCCUUCCAGCGCACCAUUAUGUAUACCAUACGGCCACCACUCCCUCCUAUAUUCCCGGAGCGCCGAGUCUAUUGUUGCCACCGACAACAGCAGCCCUAUCUCCGACUCAUUUUUAUGACUACCCAACGGGCGCCUAUCCGCCAGCGCCAUACGCCACGGCUGUUACUAAUGGUUUUGACGCUUACCCUCCAUUUCACGCGACACACACUCAUCAAAGCGGUCCAAUAGGACCGGCAGCUGUUGCCGCUGCUGUAGCCGCGGCUUCCAAUGGUGCUAACGGUACUACUGGUUCAGCUCAUUCAGCGAGUCAUCAUCCGUUCAAUGCAUUUUCAACUCUGUCCGCGGCGGCGGGCAAUGCAAUUACUACCAAUGGAUCGGUGGUCACAACCGGAGCCAACUAUUUAGCGGCCACUGUUACGCCUACCAAUUCGGUCUCAUAUAUAUCGGACGCAAGGAUGCAAUGAAUCAGUGCCUCAACAAACAAAAUAAUUAUGUUUAUAUCAAUAUAUAUUAU